This is a messenger RNA of Penicillium alfredii, 1131 nucleotides long. RefSeq lists its product as uncharacterized. Lineage: Eukaryota; Fungi; Ascomycota; Eurotiomycetes; Eurotiales; Aspergillaceae. The coding region runs from base 1 to 1131 and encodes 376 amino acids. The record is from RefSeq and is a predicted model, not a curated record. The transcript has 2 exons.
AUGAGAACGCAGUUGCUCGAACUGGCAGAGCGACAGGUCAAUACUUUGUGGUCCAGGGUGGACGAAGUGUACACCUUUGCAGAUCUGCCAGGAUCUAUGAAAGACUGGUUGGAAAGCGGACAAGCCAAUUUCUCGGGUGACCCAGUUACGACUGAGGAUGAUCUAGCACAUGCAUACCAGGAGGCAUUUCAUCCUGAUGAGGUCCGCGACGAUUUGCAAGAUGGCUUCAAGCGCAUGGUUUUCAGCCUCUUCUGCAGACAUAGAUCAUCUACCCAAAGAUCUAUGGUUUUCCACACUAUUGCCGAAUUUGUGGAGAUCUUGUCGGCGAUAUGCAAUUCCCUGGACGACGCUAUUCCUUGGGUUCGACCAGACAAGAAGAUACUCUCCCGCAUCUCAAGUGGACACCCAUCUCCUUCACCCCAGCCCGAGACCAAGGAGCCAUCAGUGGAUACAGGCCUGGCAGACAAGAUUCAACGCGUCAUGAAAGUCAUUCCUGUGGUUUCUACACCAGAGCACCUUGAACUGCCACCAAAUCCACUUCCAUUGAAGCCUGCAACGCCUUCUUCUUUAUCAAUGACCUCUGAGGCCAAGCUACCGUAUAUCAUGGUUCCUCUCGAAAGCUCUAUAGUGGAACGCAAAUGUGUAGCCUGCGCCAGACCAUCGAAUUCAGAUGAAGAGCCUCGUUUCUGGUCACAGGAUACGCGACUCUACAUCGCCCGACAAUCAGUUUGUGAUUCAGACGAGUGCAAUGGGCGAAAGCGUUGGAUGAUUCCGGCGUCUACGGAGUUUGGGUACGUCAGAGGAAGUCUGGAGUAUUUAUCUGCAAAACCCAGAAAGGAUGGGCGUUUACGCGCGGGUAUUAAAGACUACCUCUUCGAAUUCGACGAAGCUCCUGAAGAGCUUCAAAGACCAGUCAGUACGAAAUGCAAAGCUUGCGGCACAGAGGGCAAAACCGAGGUCCGUCCCCAAUGGACGAAAGACACUCCACCCAUUUAUCACGCUAUGGAACGUGCUUGCCGCUCAGAAUUUUGCCAUCCAAACAAAAGAAGACUGUUCAUCCCGGUCGAUCCCAUCCCUUACAUUACCACCAAGGCUCUGUGGGUAAGACAGAAAACCGACGAUAAGUCUUGA